AUGUUAAACCUUGAAGUCAAAAUACAACCCUGCCGCUCGAAAACCCCAACAUGUACAACUGAUGAACAGAUCGAGCUUCACGAUUCUACUGAAAACGCUGACAAAGUCAACACUGACAUCAUCGGUCAAACCAAUGCUGGUUUGGACACUGUCAGUACUACCGGCAUUGGUCAAAUUGUUGAUAUAAAUCGAUACAACUCUUUACAAAAGUUAAAUCGUAUUACCGCGCUUGUUUUAAGGUUCGUCGAUAACAUCAAAAAACCUGCACAAUCUCGAAAUCUGAAUGAGUUAGCAGCGAACGAAAUCACGCAGGCACAAUCAAAAUGGGUAGUAUAUGUACAGAAGACGCGUUAUCAAAAAGAACGUGAAUUCCUACAAGUUGAAAAUAACAAAGCCUCGCCUUUAAUUCGACAACUUCGUUUAUUUAUUGAUAAACAACACGUCAUCCGCUGUGGUGGUCGUCUACACAAUGCGCCCAUUGGAGACAAUGCUAAGUUUCCAAUUUUAAUACCUCCUGAUCACCAGUUUACGAAUUUACUAGUUCGUGAUGCCCAUGAAAGAUCACUACAUUCCGGACUACAAAGUACUGUCACGUUAUUACGUCAAACAUACUGGAUUACAAGGAUUAGAGCUACCGUCAAGGCGUUACUACGGAAAUGUGUAAUAUGCAAACGUGUUACCGGACGUUCUUACAUGAAACCAAUCACCGCCCCUCUGCCUAACUAUCGCACCCAGAAAUCUGAACCCUUUCAGGUUUGUGGCAUUGAUUUCACUGGUGAACUAUACGUUAAACGGGAAAAUGGCGGCGAGAGAAAAUGUUACAUAUGUCUCUUCACGUGUGCUAAUACCAGAGCAAUACACUUGGAAUUGGUUCAAGAUUUAUCAACCGAUAGUUUUCUCCGCGCUUUUCGACGUUUUGCGGCGCGCAGAUCUCUGCCUACACGAAUCGUUUCCGACAACGCCACGACCUACUUAUCCGCCGCUAAGGAAAUCAACGAUCUGUUCAACGACCCGCAAGUAAAAGCCUUCCUUGCAAACCAUCACAUUCAGUUAAAGAAAGUACUUCGUCGCGCAUUCGUCACAAUGGAUGAAAUGAAUACUAUAUUGUGCGAAAUAGAAACAACAAUAAACAACCGUCCGAUAACUUAUGUUUAUGGUGACGACGCAGAGGCGACUCCCCUCACCCCAGCUCACUUACUCCAUGGCCGUACGUUGAACACAUUACCACAUGUAACUAUCGACAUGGAGGAACUCAUCGAUCCGACGUACGAAACAAAGGAAACUCUCCAUAAACGUGCCACGAAGCUCAGUGAAACUAUGGAUCGACUUUGGAAAAAAUGGGAGUUAGAAUAUUUAUCAGCACUCCGAGAACGACAUGAACGACAAAAAACCGGGAAAUUAACAAACGCGAUCAAGUCUGGAGACGUUGUACUUGUACAUUCAGACACAAGAAACGUACGUUAUGGGAUUUAG
Saccoglossus kowalevskii is the source of this 1473-nucleotide messenger RNA. RefSeq lists its product as uncharacterized. Gene Ontology annotation, biological process: DNA integration. The record is from RefSeq and is a predicted model, not a curated record. Gene Ontology annotation, molecular function: zinc ion binding; nucleic acid binding. Lineage: Eukaryota; Metazoa; Hemichordata; Enteropneusta; Harrimaniidae.